GGGCUUUUCACAAUUUUCCAUUGACGACAAAUCAAUGUCGGUACACUGACCAAUCAGUUUACCAACCGCGAUAAAGGUUAUUCCGCUGUGUCUAUAAAACUAUUAUUUCUAGGCGUUAGCUGUUAGCUGUUGCCAGCGCCGGAUAACCUUGAGCGGUUUCAACAUCCAGAUAUUAAUUAAUUGAACUGGAAAUUUUAAUAAAACCGCAAGACAUCCGCUGUAUUGUCAGAGGGAAGCUUUUGCCUUGUUAUCACCCAGCCGGCUUGGUCAUCAGUGAUAAGACGAAAAAACAGUACCGUCAUCUUUUUCGGCUGACACGUUACACGUAACAUGGAAGACAUAGUGCCCGAUGUUCUGGACGCGGUUCCCGCUGGCACCAUAAAGGUCACCUACGCCGAUGGCCUCGAGGUGAAGCAGGGCAACGAGCUGACCCCCACCCAGGUGAAGGAUCUACCGAAGGUCGACUGGUCUGGGCUGGAGGGCAAGUCCAACCUGCUCACCCUGCUCAUGGUUGAUCCCGAUGCACCGACCCGUCAGGAUCCCAAGUUCCGUGAGAUCCUCCACUGGGCCGUGGUCAACAUUCCCGGCGGGAAUAUCGAUCCCUCCGGUGGCUAUCCCUUGGCAGCCUACGUAGGUUCCGGUCCCCCGCUGGGAACUGGCCUGCAUCGGUACAUUUUCCUUCUCUACCGCCAGGAGAACAAGAUCGAGGAGACGCCCACUAUUUCCAACACCACUCGAGCUGGUCGCUUGAACUUUAACUCCCGGGACUUUGCCGCCAAGCACGGAUUGGGGGAACCCAUAGCCGCCAAUUAUUACCAGGCCCAAUACGAUGACUGGGUGGCAAUCCGAAAUAAAACUUUCGGGUAGAUUUGUGUAUAUAUCAUGCCGGGUUUUCUAUUCCCAGUCAAUAAACCAAUCUAACCAACC
Messenger RNA from Drosophila takahashii, 927 nucleotides. RefSeq names its product protein D3. The record is from RefSeq and is a predicted model, not a curated record. Lineage: Eukaryota; Metazoa; Arthropoda; Insecta; Diptera; Drosophilidae.